GCCAAACACGCUUGUCGCGAGUGCAACACCCGGCGAGUGCGCUGCGAUGUCAUGGAGAAGCAGCCGUGCUCGAAUUGCGUGGCGGCCGGGGCGAGCUGCCAGGUGCUGCCGUCGCGGAGAGGAAGAUAUCCGCGGCGAUCUCGUCGGCUACUGCAGAGCAUCCAGAGUGAGAGCAACACUCAGGCCCCCAGCGAGGCCAGUGUCCCUCACACCGGCCAAGUCACUCCUCUCGGCACUCCAUCUCAUGGGAACUCAACGCCAGACGCCCCGGCAUCACAGACCUACUCAGCCCCGGAGCCUCAAGCCCAGGAUGGCUCAUCGCCGUCUUCUCCAACCACAACGCCCGGAACCCGCUUCUUUGGCGAAUCCAACUUCCUCACGCUGAUGCCGAGAGACGAUGAGGGCGCUUCAGCCCAAUCCAACCUCGAGGGUAAUGACCGCAACAACCAGAAGCCGCGCUUCACGUUUCCCAUGCCGGCCACGCCGCAAUCCACCGCUCUGGCGGCCGAGGGCAAUUCCGGCCGCAGCCCCGGCUUGAUGCGCUACCUCCGUGACGAAGGUGCCCUGACUCUCCCGGAUUUCGAGAGCUGCCGGCCGGCCUUUGAGGCGUACUUUUCCUGGUUCCAUCCGGCCUAUCCCAUUCUCGACAGGGCGCUAGUGGCGCGGCGAUUGGCCUCGGCGUCGUCCUUUUCUCAGGUGGACUUGUCGAGGAUGCUGCUGCAGACAAUGCUCCUGAUCGGGGCGACAUAUUGCGAUGCGAGCACGAUCCGCGCCAUGGGCUUUGAGGACAGAUCGCAGGCCAAGACGGCGUUUUACACGAGGGCGAGGGUGCUGUUCCAUGCCGACUGGGAGAAGGACGAGACGGUGUUGAUGCAGUCAUUGUUUCUGAUGAGUUUCUGGAGAGGGGCGCCGGCGCAUGUGCGAGAUGUGCGGUAUUGGCUUGGGGUUGUCAUUACGCUUGCCGAGUCGUACGGGCGAAGAAUGUGGUGGUCUAUCUAUGUGAGAGAACGACAGGCUGCUGCAGCUCUAGGCCUUCCCAGCAGAAUACGGGAUGACGACUGCGACAUUGAGCCUCUCAGCGCACUGGACUUGGAGUUCGAUGUCAACCCUGUCGACCCGUCCUUUGGCUCAUGCCAGCCGGAGCACGUCACAUAUGCAAUCAAGAUGGUAGAAAUUGCCAAAUUACUCGGCAGAAUCAUUGACCUCCAUUUCGGUCCUGGCCAUGCCUCCAUGUCCUCAGCAUCCCCAAACACUCUUCAAGAUCUCAAUGCGUCUCUCGAAGCCUGGAUGGCAAGUCUCCCAGAAAACAUGAAAUACUCUCCGGAUCAUGGUACAGAUUCAGUCUGGGCGUGUCUGCUUCACCUCGCAUACAACCAUCUCAAGAUUCUUAUCCACAGGAAUAGCUUCCUCCGCCUCGAAUCCACUACCCCUGGCUCUCAGGUCGUCCUCAAAGCUGCUUGCCGCAUCAGCCGCAUCGCAGAGGACAUGUCCACCCAGGGGAUACUCCGCUACGGCCAAAUGCAUCUCAUUACGAGCAUCUUUUCCGCCCUUUGCAUCCACACCAUCACCAUCCGGCGCGGCACUGGCCUGACCCGACGUCUUGCUGAACACCGCGCCGAGGCGUGUCUCCUCUGCCUAAAAGAAGUCCAAAAGUACUGGCGUAUCAACAUCAACGUCCUCGACUUUUUCCUG
This is a messenger RNA of Trichoderma virens Gv29-8, 1692 nucleotides long. RefSeq lists its product as uncharacterized. The record is from RefSeq and is a predicted model, not a curated record. The annotation marks the transcript as partial. The transcript has 7 exons. Gene Ontology annotation, molecular function: DNA binding; DNA-binding transcription factor activity, RNA polymerase II-specific; zinc ion binding. NCBI's taxonomy places the organism in Eukaryota, Fungi, Ascomycota, Sordariomycetes, Hypocreales, Hypocreaceae. Gene Ontology annotation, biological process: DNA-templated transcription; regulation of DNA-templated transcription.